Messenger RNA from Haemonchus placei, 993 nucleotides. NCBI's taxonomy places the organism in Eukaryota, Metazoa, Nematoda, Chromadorea, Rhabditida, Trichostrongylidae. The record is from the annotation of a GenBank genome assembly.
AUGGUAGAUAGGCAACUCGCAUCAGAGCAAUGGUAUCAUGGCUUACUCCCACGAGAAGACAUCAAGAUGAUGCUGCGCAAUAAUGGAGAUUUCCUUGUUCGAACUACUGAACCAGUAGCGGGUCAACCAAGAGCAUUUGUGCUUUCGGUGAUGUUUCGGCAGGAAUUGGAAGAUCAAGGACAUGCCUUCCGCUGCCACAAGCUGGACUCUCUGGACUCUGGAUAUUUAUUUCAGGCGAACGAGGUCAUUCUCCGAACUCCGAUAUUGCGACAAAACUGGGAACACUCACAUGAAGAUGUGGAACUAACAAAGAAAUUAGGUGAAGGUGCAUUCGGUGAAGUCCAUAUGGGCAAAUUAAAGCUACGAAAUGGAAGGAAAGUAGAUGUAGCAGUUAAAUUGGCGAAACUUGAAGUAUUAACGAAGGAACAGAUUAAAGAAAUCAUGCAUGAAGCCCGUCUAAUGAGAAACUUUGAUCAUCCAAAUGUUGUUAAAUUCUAUGGUGUGGCUGCUGGGCAAGAGCCACUCAUGGUUCUUAUGGAAUUGGUCAACUGCGGAGCUCUAGACUCAUACCUUCAGAAACAGGAACAACCAGUCGAAAAGAAGAAUGAGAUGAUUCUGCAGGCAGCUUGGGGUCUAGAAUAUCUUCACAGCAAGAACGUUUUACACAGAGAUAUUGCUGCAAGGAACUGUCUCUAUGGUGAUAACAAGGUUAAAAUUUCCGAUUUUGGUUUGACUCGAGAAGGUACAGUGUAUCAGAUGGAUCCGCAUAAGCGAGUACCAAUACGCUGGCUCGCUCCCGAAACUCUUAAAAUGGCCAUUUAUACUCAGAAAACCGAUGUGUUCAGUUAUGGUAUAAUGUGCUGGGAAAUAUAUAACAAUGGUAUUGAACCUUACCCAGGCAUGACAGUUGCAGAAGUUAACCAAAACGUCGGUCCCAUUCAUUUUCACCGUUACUUAUCACACAUCAAUAUCUCUCCUGUGAUUUUCAGGUGA